This is a messenger RNA of Brugia malayi, 1854 nucleotides long. RefSeq lists its product as uncharacterized. NCBI's taxonomy places the organism in Eukaryota, Metazoa, Nematoda, Chromadorea, Rhabditida, Onchocercidae. The record is from RefSeq and is a predicted model, not a curated record. The transcript is spliced from 13 exons. The coding region runs from base 1 to 1854 and encodes 617 amino acids.
AUGUCAAAGCUUUGUUUACGCAUUAUUUUUCUUUGUAGAGAUGUUUUCGCGUCAAUUCCGCUUGAUAAACGUGUCGAAGCCUUUUCCGCCUAUGAAACUGACAUACAAAAUGAAGAUGAAUAUAAAGAUAUCAAUGAUAAUGAUAAUAAUCAACGAUUACAAACUACAAAACAUCCUUCAACAAUUUCAACAUUAUUUGUCAACAGAACCAAUAUGACAACCACUCAAACUGUCACCAAUUAUUCGACAACAACUAAAAUAAAAAUAAUUAAAAGGAAAAAAAUAUUGAAAAAACGACAAUAUCAUCGAAUACCAUUUGCUGCAUUUUUAUAUAAUUUUGCAACUAAAAAAUUUACGGAUCCGAAUUUUGAAGAGAGACGAACAACAUUCCGUGGACCAUUUCUUGCUGAUCGUUGGUGGAAUCGAUUGGUUGCCAGUGGGGAUGAUUUUGAAGUAGCAAUACCAAUUCCUGAUGGUCGUUUACGAAUCAAUCCGGAUCCGGGACGUCUUCGACAAUACUAUCCACAUUUCAAUAGUAUGAGUAUUGUUUGUGCACAGCAAGUUGAUGGUACAUUGAUUGAAACGGAUGUCAUAGUUAACGUAGACACGCUUGUGGAAGAUCCGGUUGAUGAAAAACCGGAAUGCCUAUUCAGUAUACAUUUUUCUGAUGAGCAUAAACAAGAAUGCACAACAAAAUAUCAUUCUUUUCAAGAGCGUCGCCAAGAUGAUUCUGGUAAAUUAGAUUAUCGUUAUCGUAUUCGUGAUUAUCAAUCGAUACCAACAAAUUUUCAUCCUAUCCUAAAAUUGGAAUAUAAUUUGAAAAUUGAUAUCGGUUAUGAGCAAUGGUCAUGUUGCACGGCAUGCUGUUGUACAGCAAGUGUUUGUCGUCGAGAAUUUGCUCUCUACAAAGAUGAAUGCAGAAAGUUAGAAAGUUAUCGUUCUCGCUUAGCAUAUCUAUCAUUAUUUAAAAUCGAUCCAUUAAAAAAAGUAACAUUGUCACUCAAUGUUUCAGUAGAUGAAAAAUACAUGGAAGAAGUGAUAAUGACAUUUGAUAAAUACCUUAGUUCAGAUCCAUACUUCACCACAGGUAUUCCCAUUCAUUCUACCUUAAUGAUCACUGAUGCUUACUGGAGAAAAUUACGACAGCAUCUCAUUGAUAAGAUGAUUGGAAAAAAUGAUGCAAUACAAAAAAUGAAAGGUCGACUAGGAUUAUUUGUGGAAUCAGAAAGUUGUGAUGAGCUAGCACAAAAAUUAGAUUGUAAUAUUCUCGAGAAAUGUCGCCAAGAUGCACAAAAAGUACGAAUUUCUACUGGGAAAAUGCGUCCAUUGAAAUUUGCACAAUCAUCGAAGAGCGAAUUUGAUGGAUGUAGUACGGAAUUAUUCAAUGAAGAAAUUUAUAUAAAUGCUCUUGAAAAUUAUGGUUCAUUGAAAUCUGGAUAUAAUUAUUUGAUUAAUAUUAAUGAAACAAUUUUUGGAACAAUUAUCAAAGUGAUUUGGAAAUCAGGAUCUUAUCAAGUACCUGAUUAUAACUAUCAGUUAUCAUGCUCAUUACAACGUGUUGCUAUUGCACCAAAUAAAAAAAGCUUAUUGAUUAUUGGCGCUCAUAAGGAUGAUACGCGAUGGCCGUAUGUUGGAAUGGCAACUAUGGCUGAAGAUGGUAGCGAUGCAUAUUUCAAAAUUAUACUUAAAUUUACAAAGCUAGAAAAAGAUGAUCCAAUGACAACAACAUGGGCAGUUAUUAUUCUUGCGAUAUUUACAAUUCUGUCAGUAAUACUUGUCAUUGUUAAUGUGAAACAACUUAAUCGUAAAAGAGGCAAUUUGAAACAAAUCCCACGUAAGGAAAGUUCCGCUUAA